Messenger RNA from Gymnodraco acuticeps, 1215 nucleotides. RefSeq lists its product as uncharacterized. The record is from RefSeq and is a predicted model, not a curated record. Lineage: Eukaryota; Metazoa; Chordata; Actinopteri; Perciformes; Bathydraconidae. The transcript is spliced from 4 exons. The coding region runs from base 64 to 795 and encodes 243 amino acids.
AAACCUAGGCGAGCUGAGUCUAACCAUUACCCAUCUCUGCCUUUCAACGAGACACCAGAGUCCAUGGAGCAAGAGAGAGUGGCCCUCUUGUCUGAGGUAAAGAAAAGGAACAAUGUCCAAACAAUAAGACAGAAGAUGGCUCGGACGUUCGCAUUUCGGAGGCAAGAAAUUGUCGACAAGAAAACAUCUUUGCACGAAAUGAUCGAGAGAUGGCCAGCACUCUUCGAAGUUCAAGAGGUGAAUGAAGAAUUCAUCAGAGUAACCACAAUACCCCUUGAAGCAAGGUUCAUGCAGAAACUUGACGAGAAGUGCAGUGAACUAAUUCAAGUCGUCAGAAAGAAGGGUGGAGCUAUCCGGGAGAAGACAAAGCUCCUGCCAUUUGUGGAAACGGAUACUGACACCACUACAAAGAGGGAGAUUGCUCUCAAAUGUCUCAUCCUCAACAUGGGAGAAUCGGUGGAGGACCUGAUCAAAGAAUUCCUGGUGUCGGAGAAGGAUGAGGCUGGACAAAUUCUUCAGCGGGAAACCAUCGCAAUCUUCGUCAUCAGAGAUGCACAAGCCGCAACCGAAGACAUUGGCAUCAUUCUUGAGGGACAAGAGGUUGUGAAUAAGUUGGCGUCUGUUGCAAAUGCUGUCGCCAUUCUCCUGGGCUUCCUUUAUGCUCUCAAUCUGGAAUAUCCCAAGACAUUAAAAUUGACAUUUGAAUAUAUCCAGAAAGUCUUCAUGGAGCUGGACCCGAAAGGCAUGGCCACCAAGGUCAAGAAGCUCUAUGACCAGCUCUACAAUAGAGCUUAGUUCAGGUUUCCUACACGUCCAAGUUUUCCAGUAAUGGAAAAUUAUAAAGACAAUAACAAGUCACAGAAAACGUAUGUGACUGUCCUGGAGAAUGAAAAGGUUACACACCUGUUGUGUGACUAGUUAUGGUUCGUCAUUCUGAAGUUCAACUGUUUGAAAAUAUAAAAACUGUCAUAGCAAUUACCCUGUGGCACUGAUGGGCUCUGCUCUGGCUGGUAGAGUACGCAAGUUGCGUACGCAUUUGGUUUCAAAGGUCAAUAUGUUUGGCUGCCAGCUCUUCAAAGUUCCAAUCUGACCCUUGAGAAACUUGACUGUUUUCUGGCAAGAAUUAUUUUUCAUUUUUAUGCCUUUAGGCAUACAACUGCGGUGCAGUUUUUCUAUGUAUUUUAAAUUGUUACAUUUUAUUUGAACAAUGCAGAU